AUGACUGAUAUAGACUCAUAUAAUGAUCCAAUACUAUCGCUAGUGCGAGAUCCAAAUUUAAAUAAAGAUUCAACUAAAUCAAAUCAAUUAAUAAACUUAAUUAAAAACAUUCAAGAACGUAAAAUAAAUAAACUAUGUUCAACAGCGUUCAAAAUUCUACAACAUUUAGAAAACACUCGAUUAAAAUUUAAAAAUUGGGAAUUUUUAUCACUUGAUUUCAAUUCAGAUUCACAUUUUGACGAGGGUCAAGACACGAAUAUUAAAAAUUUUAAUACUAAUGUUGCAAAUAAUGUCAUUAAUGCAUGUAAUGAAAUCAAUAAAAAUAUGACUAAAAUAACCUCAGAUAUUGAUUUGAUAAGUAAGAAUUCAAAAAUGUUAAUUGCACGAGAUUUAAUGAGUGAUGAAGGAGCAAUGUUGACUAGUUUAUUACUUAGAGUGAUUAAAAUUAAAAAUGAAGUAAUCGAUCAAUUGUCUAUCUCAUAUGCUAAAGCUAAGUUAAUAAUGAUAGGUAAAGAAUUAGAGAAUGAUGAUUUAAUUGAUGAUUUUUCAAUUGUUGAAUAUUAUAAAUCUUUUAUAAUUGCAUUAUUAAAACAAUUAAAUAAAGCUAUUAAUGAUUGUGAUUUUGAUUCCAAAUUUGAAUGUUUGGCAGUUAUAAAUGAUCUUGAACAAAUGUUUGAAAAAUUCAAAAUUGAAAAAUUAUUAGAACAGAGAACAAUUGAAGAGAGUCAUUCCCAACAUUAUCAUGAGACCUUCUCUGAGACUAGUUCAAAUUCGAGUAAUAAUCAAGAUGAUUCAUUUUCUGAUUAUUCAAUAACUUCAUCUCAAUAUUUACCUUUAGUUCAUUCAAUAACAGGUCAUAGUCCUGCUUCAUUGACAACUACUACAACUACUACAACUCAAAAAGAUUCAUCAUAUGAUAUGACUACUAGUCAAAUGUAUAAAUCUAGUAUAACUGAAGAAUUACCAUAUUUAAUGACUGCUUUUAAUUCUGCUAAAAACUUUAAGGAUGAUGUAAGUCAUUAUAAACAAGAACAAAAAGAGGAAAUUAAGGUGAAACCAAAAUCGAUAACGAAACCACAACAGUUAAAGAAAAUUCCAGAACCUAAGAAACCAUAUUUUCAUAAAGCAAAUUUACCUAAUUCAUCAUUAUAUUCAGAUACUCAUAUUAUUCCAUCAACACCACCACCAAUAUAUAAUAAUUCCUUAUUAAGAACAUUUGGUAUACGUCCACAAGUAAUUACAAUUCCUUCAGAUGAUGAAAAUAAAGAAAAUCAAAACAAUAAAAAACCAUUAUUUUUAACUGAACAAACUGUUUCAAAUUUACAACACGAUUUUAUAGAUUGA
This is a messenger RNA of Insectozyma verbasci, 1344 nucleotides long. The record is from the annotation of a GenBank genome assembly. Lineage: Eukaryota; Fungi; Ascomycota; Pichiomycetes; Serinales; Debaryomycetaceae.